UUUACCCAGUGUAUGGCAAGCAUGCAACCAUCCGUAACCCACAUUAGACCAUCACCGGAUUCCUUCAACAAGACCUACGAUCUGGCUAAUUGGUACGAACAACGGAACGCCUCCGAUGUCCCGCUAGUACCAGUUCCUGGUACAACCCAGAGAACCACCGCACAACACAACUUCAACUUUAGUCCGUCGACAAGUGCCUUGCCAUUUUCUCACCAUACCAGUGCCGAAAUGGAUUCAACAAGAUAUGGAGUGAGAUCGGAUUCUUUCACCAACGUUGAUAUUGUGUCGCCGAAUAUUCAAAGGAAUAUUAUUGAGGAUCACCCGUUUUCACAAGCUGGCCCCAAAAGCAGAACAGAGUCCAUGCAUAGUUCCAAGUGCAUCAGAAGUAAUGUGGCACUGAGUGAAACAGUUAGUAAUUUAUGGAAUUUUUCUAUUUCUGAAGGGACAAAAGUGUCAUAUGAGACUGGUUAUAAUCAUUUUUUUAAAUUUUUGCUAUUAAAUGGUAUAAGUGUUACUGACAGCAAGCCUUAUUCAGUGUCAGAAGAUCUGUUGAUAUAUUUUGCUACACAUUGAUUUCAACAUCUCAAACUACAGUACUCUACCAUUAAACUAUACAUAUGUGGAAUUAGACAUAGAUGCUUAAAGGACAACAUAUGUUCUCCUUUCAAUAAUUCCAGUAACAAUUUAGAGAGACUGUCCUUGUUUUUAAAUUCUAUUAAAAGAUUACAGAAACCAAUCAUUAAAGAUCGCUUACCCAUUACUUUUGAUAUCCUUCAACAUUUAUGUGUUAAGCUUAAAGAAGGAAUUUUUUCACCUUUUAUUGACCAGAUGUUAUAUACUGCUUUUACAGUAGCUUUUUAUGGUUUCUUACGCUGUGGCGAGUUUACAAUUCGCAGGUCAAAAUCAUUUGAUUGUAACAACAAUUUAUGUAUAUAUGAUGUUUUAUUUUAUUCUGACUAUGUUAUUUUACAUUUAAAGCAAUCUAAGACUGACCCUUUCAGGAUGGGUGUUGAUAUUCAACUUCACAAGCUAAAUCAUGAUUGUUGUCCAUUUAAAGCUUUACAUGAUUA
Mytilus trossulus (common blue mussel) is the source of this 1070-nucleotide messenger RNA. RefSeq lists its product as uncharacterized. Lineage: Eukaryota; Metazoa; Mollusca; Bivalvia; Mytilida; Mytilidae. The transcript is spliced from 2 exons. The record is from RefSeq and is a predicted model, not a curated record. The coding region runs from base 13 to 573 and encodes 186 amino acids.